GGUGCUGCCUCAGCGCCUCUGUGCUUCCGCCUGUUCCAGAAGCUGUCAGGUUCUCUGGCGCACCCUCUCACCUGUUCAGACUAAUUUCCUAAGUUCGGUGGGUCCCGGACCAAGAUCCAAACUCUGCAUUUCAAUGAGGCCAUUUCUAAGUUCCGCCAUCGAUGUGGUUCAAAGGCGCUGGUGAAUGGGGAUGUGGGGGUUGGGAGGGGGUCUGACAGCCUCCGAACGCCCUUCCGGAGAUGCGGCGCGAAGGAGUUAAGCCGGACUACGAGUGACAUCACCUCAUUUGCAUAGAAGCACACAUAAAGCGGCGUUCGCCGCGCCCCUCCCGACAAUCCGCAGCGGCUUCUGAGCAGAUCAGACUCUCCUCGUUCGCGCAGCUCGCUCGGCUCCUUCCAGCAACCAUGUCUGACAAACCCGAUAUGGCUGAGAUCGAGAAAUUCGAUAAGUCGAAGUUGAAGAAAACAGAAACGCAAGAGAAAAAUCCUCUGCCUUCAAAAGAAACAAUUGAACAAGAGAAGCAAGCUGGCGAAUCGUAAUGAGGCGAGCGCCGCCAAUAUGCACUGUACAUUCCACGAGCAUUGCCUUCUUAUUUUACUUCUUUUAGCUGUUUAACUUUGUAAGAUGCAAAGAGGUUGGAUCAAGUUUAAAUGACUGUGCUGCCCCUUUCACAUCAAAGAAUCAGAACUACUGAGCAGGAAGGCCUCCCCUGCCUCUCCCACCCAUCUGAUGGUCUGGCUAGCAGAGAGGGAAAAGAACUUGCAUGUUGGUGAAGGAAAAAGCUGGGUGGGAGAUGAUGAAAUAGAGAGGAAAAUUCAAGAUGGUCAAAGAUGUCCUGCAGGAUGUAAAAUGCAGUUUAAUCAGAGUGCCAUUUUUUUUUGUUCAAACAAUUUUAAUUAUUGGAAUGCACAAUUUUUUUAAUAUGCAAAUAAAGUUUUAAAACCUGA
Mus musculus (house mouse) is the source of this 947-nucleotide messenger RNA. It is a transcript of the gene Tmsb4x, whose product is annotated as thymosin, beta 4, X chromosome. The record is from RefSeq and is a predicted model, not a curated record. Gene Ontology annotation, cellular component: cytoplasm; cytosol; cytoskeleton. The transcript has 4 exons. The coding region runs from base 405 to 539 and encodes 44 amino acids. NCBI's taxonomy places the organism in Eukaryota, Metazoa, Chordata, Mammalia, Rodentia, Muridae. Gene Ontology annotation, molecular function: actin monomer binding; protein sequestering activity; actin monomer sequestering activity. Gene Ontology annotation, biological process: positive regulation of blood vessel endothelial cell migration; negative regulation of actin filament polymerization; negative regulation of inflammatory response.